ACGGUCCUUGUCUAAUGUAAUUCAAUGGUGGACAAAACCUCCCGACGGAGGCCGCGUAAUUUGUAAAUAUUAUAUCAUAACUUAAAAAAAAAAAAUCAUACAUAUAUAUUAUAUACGUUUGUAGUAUACAUUAUAUAGGUGUACAGAUAUUUCGUGUUGUAUAAUUUUGUAAAGUUUCGUUCGUUCGUUCGUGUGUGGCGUGUAUAUGUGUGUUUGUGUGUGUGGUGUAAGCGAAUGCUGAGUGCCGGCUGUGCGUUCCAGAGGUACUUUGUAUAAAUAACAAUAAUAAUAAUAAAUAACAAUAAUAAAAAUAGAUAAAAUUGAAACAAUUAGCCAUCACUUAAAUAAUAUUGCAAUUAAAAAACCGUCGGUUGUUUAAUAGCAGUGUAAACAAAUCAUCUCUCAGUUAUUGCUGAACAUUUUUCAUCGGUUCAAUUGGUUCUUCGUUCACCAUCGACCGGCUAUCGUUACAAAUUUCUUAAAAUUUCAAAUGAAGUGGUUAGGCGCAGGGAAUGUACCUGUUUCCAGCACAAAUAAUACAGUGUUGAAUAACAGUGGUAGUCAUUUGCAAGAGCAUCAACAACAGUUAAAUGAAAAUGAACCAAGUGGAGAUAAUGUAUUGCGACAAACUGUACAAGAAGAGCCAAUUGUCAAUUAUGUGUUUGAUUGUGCAUCAGGCGAAUCACAAGAAUAUGGAUUACAAUCUGCUCCAUUACCAUCUAAACUUCCACAGCCUAGAUGGCCAGCAACCUCAGAGGACUGUUUUUUAGAACAAAUGCAGGAGAAAUGGAAAUAUUUCUCUGCGAAAAUGUCUCAACCUCCACCUCAGAUAUCUGAAGUACCAAAUGUACAAUAUCAAUUACAACCAAUAUUAGUUAAAUCUGGAGAAGGUGGUGCUGAGCAGUAUGUUUAUGGAGCACCUCCAGGAUUACAUCCUUAUCAGCAGCAUAUGGCAGAUUUAGCAAACUCAUCAAUGGCACAUAAUUCAGCUCAUGCAAUUAUGUCAACACAACAACAACAUACUAUGGAUUUACAUAUGCGAAAUGGAGAAAUUGCAUCCUCAACAAAAAAGUUAUGGGGAGUUGAAGAAGGCAAAGAAGAUGGACCUAAAGGCAUACUUAAUUUAAAUGAUCAUCAUCACCAAAUGUGGAGAGAUUCUACUUGGAGUUCUAAUACAAGGAGAGGGGCUGGUUUUCCAGUGGGUAAUGAUGCUGGCAAUAUAUUAUCCCCAAGAUCAUCAGAGGCUGGAAUUGGUAUGAAGAUGGUUGAAUAUGUUUUAGCCAGUACACCAAAUAAAAUGGAGCCCCUAGAGCCUAGAAUGAGAAAUUUAGUUAUUAGUUCUAAUGAUGGUGAAACUAUAAAAAAAGAAAAAGAAAAACCCCCUGGUUCUCCCUAUGAUUCUGUAAAUAGUAAUAAAAAAGAAAUGGAAAAUGGAAAUUGUUCAACUGUUGUUCAACAAAAUGGGAUGGUAGUUGUUCAAAAUGGCUUAGAUGAAGAUAAAUAUAUCAAUCGUCAAGCAUCACCUUGUGAAGAGGAAAUCAACAAAAAUGCAAUGAAUGCAGUUUCAAGUAAUCAAGUAGCUAAUGCUAAUUCCAAUAACGUAGUGGUGAUUGACAGUUUGCAUGGUGCACUACACCAAGGGCAACUGAUGAAUCACCAUCACCAUGGAAUGACUAUGCCUUUACAUCAACAAUUUCAAGUACAAGGCGAUCCACAACAAUUGGAUCUCAAUUCAUACCAUGCCAACAAUGCUCAACAACAGCAAGGCGCUAUUGAUUCCCAGGGAAAUGUUAUGACUCCAUUUGAUAUACAGCAGCUGUUCCGCAACCAUCAAGCACAGCAGGCGGCCGCAGCAGCCGCGGCGGCAGCGAACCCGGCCGCAGCGGCCGCGGUAGCGGCCCAACAACUGCAGCUCAUCCAGCAGCAACAGCAGCAACAAUUUCACCUGCAGCAACAACAACAGCUGGCCGCGGCGGCCGCUGGACUGGCAGCUGCUGCGUCGGCGCCGACCGCGACGCCGGUCGCUGCCGCCGCGGCUGCGGCCACGUUCGCGCCGCCAGGCACGACGGCCACGACGCCGUACAUCAUCAACCCGCAAGAACCUUACAUGAUUGCCGGCUUUAUGGGCUCAGGUCCGACAGUGGUGCCGCAGUACUACGGCGUGCCGUGGGGCAUGUAUCCGGCGGGCAGCAUCAUACAGCCGGCCGGCGCCGCCGGUCAACCCGGCGCCACGGCCAACGGCACCAAUACGGCCCAGCAACAGCGCAGGCCGAUGAGCCCGUCGCAAGGUGACGGCACCCAGUACCAGGUCAUACCGGCGUUCUACGACCAAAACGGAUCGCUGGUAAUGACCCGCAACGGCGGUCAGCUCCGGCUCGUGUCGCCGGCAUCAGUCAUCGUCAACGCCCAACAAGGACUCCAACCACAGCCUCAGCAGGCGGUCGGUUCGGCAGCCAACAACUAUUCGACCAACUUGACCUCACUGACAUCCAGCCUUUCGUCGCUGGGGGUCAGCGCAGCAGGCGUACACGAUGUCAACGUCAGUCUUGGUCUAGGUUCCGGAAAUGCCGGCAGACGCGAUUCCUUUGACCGUAACACGUCCGCCUUUUCACCGUCCAUGGAUUACGCCCGUCAUAAAUGGCCGCAGUACAACACACUGGCGUCCCAAAGCCCUUUGGGUCUCGCCUCUGGAUCUCUAACUCCUCCACCAGCUAUGGGUUCCGCGUCCAAUUUACAGAUGGGCCUCAUGGGCUCAGCCAAUAACGCCAACAGAGGUCUGAUGAAUGCUGCGCCGGGUGCAGAAGCCAUGGCCAAGUUCAGAGCUAGUGAAUACGCUAUGGGUGGUUUAGCUGCUAACGGAGCCAUGUUUAACACGGCUGCAAAUCCGAACAAUACGAAUUCCUUGUUUAACAAAAUGGGUGGUGUUCGCGGCAGUGCUUCUUCGUUGGGUGGUUCCUCCAUAACGUUGGAUUCAAAACCGUCCGGCCGUAGCAGGCUCCUAGAAGACUUCAGGAACAAUCGUUACCCCAGUCUUCAACUACGAGACCUCACCAAUCAUAUUGUCGAGUUUUCCCAAGACCAACAUGGCUCCAGAUUUAUACAACAGAAGUUGGAGAGGGCUUCUACGCCUGAAAAGCAGCUGGUGUUCUCUGAGAUAUUGGCCGCUGCGUACAGUUUGAUGACCGACGUGUUUGGCAACUAUGUUAUUCAAAAGUUCUUUGAGUUCGGCACGCCUGAACAGAAAUCUACAUUGGCGCAAAAGGUACGUGGACAUGUAUUGCCAUUGGCAUUGCAAAUGUACGGCUGCAGGGUUAUUCAGAAGGCAUUGGAAAGCGUGGGUGGAGAACAACAAGUGGAAAUAGUACGUGAGUUAGACGGCCAUGUUCUUAAAUGUGUCAAAGACCAAAACGGUAAUCAUGUAGUCCAAAAGUGCAUAGAAUGCGUUGAUCCACAUGCUCUGCAAUUCAUCAUCAAUGCUUUCCAAGGACAAGUUUUAACAUUAUCAACACACCCUUACGGAUGUAGAGUCAUACAGCGUAUACUCGAACAUUGUACAUCUGAACAAACAGCACCGAUACUCGACGAAAUGCAUCAACACGUUGAACAAUUGAUUCAAGACCAAUAUGGAAACUAUGUGAUUCAACAUGUAUUAGAACACGGUAAACAAGAGGACAAAUCUAAAUUAAUAUGUUCUGUUCGUGGAAAAGUUUUGACACUGUCCCAGCACAAGUUUGCAUCGAAUGUUGUGGAAAAAUGUGUAACACAUGCUACACGCAGUGAACGUUCUAUGCUUAUAGAAGAGGUUUGCGGUUUCAAUGACAACGCUUUACAUGUAAUGAUGAAAGAUCAAUAUGCCAAUUAUGUAGUGCAAAAAAUGUUAGAUGUAUGCGAAUCUUCUCAACGUAAAGUGCUCAUGCACAAAAUCCGUCCUCAUUUUGCAUCACUGCGCAAGUACACAUACGGCAAACACAUUAUUUCGAAAUUGGAAAAGUACUUCAUGAAGAGCAAUCAACAAUCAGUACCUGUAUCUGAAUUGGGACCUAUUGGACCACCAACAAAUGGAGUGCUUUAAACAGUUCUAUAUUUUCUACUACAAUUUUUUUUUAUUAUUAUUAUUAUUAUUAUUGUAUCCCUUAAUUAGUAUUUUGAAUCCAAAUUAA
Messenger RNA from Melanaphis sacchari, 4160 nucleotides. It is a transcript of the gene pum, whose product is annotated as maternal protein pumilio. The record is from RefSeq and is a predicted model, not a curated record. The transcript has 20 exons. Gene Ontology annotation, cellular component: cytoplasm; nucleus. Gene Ontology annotation, molecular function: mRNA 3'-UTR binding. Bases 491 to 4072 code for a protein of 1193 amino acids. Gene Ontology annotation, biological process: post-transcriptional regulation of gene expression. NCBI's taxonomy places the organism in Eukaryota, Metazoa, Arthropoda, Insecta, Hemiptera, Aphididae.